GUUAGCGCAUAUAAUCUCUCCUCAUUUCGGGAAUCAAAUUAUAACUGCAGCAGAAAGACGAUAUAUAUUGUGCAUGGAUAUCAUAAUAAUGGGACUGAUCCCUGGCUGGUUGGUCUGUGUCGGGUCAUUUUACAGAAGUACGACGUGAACUGCAUCUGCGUGGACUGGAGCGGGGGAUCCUUUGCUCUCUAUACGAAGGCGGCAAACAAUGUCCAAGUCGUUGGGGCAGAGAUUGCAUAUUUUAUUAAUGUUACCAUGACUAACUUGAGCUGCCCCCUGGACAAUACAAUCCUCAUCGGGCACAGCCUGGGAGCUCAUGCCGUCGGGGAAGCUGGAAAGAGAAGGCCGGGUGUUCCGGUGAUAAUUGGUCUGGACCCCGCUGGGCCGUUCUUCCAGGAUACUGACCCAGUGGUUCGUCUUGACCCCACGGAUGGUCUAUGUGUUUUCGCUAUCCACACAGAUAGAGGUGUUUUUGGGAUAGACCAAUCAGUGGGGCACAAAGAUUUCUAUCCAAAUGGAGGACGCAAUCAGCCGGGGUGUAGCAUACUGCCGACUGUUAUUGACAUCAUUACCUUAAACAACUUGAGCACUGAGGAUUUUAAUAUUAUUUCGUGCAACCAUGGCGCCAGCUACAAGAUGUUCACAGAAUCAGUCCGCAACUCUGGUGGUUUCAUGGCCUACUGUGCCGACAACUAUCCCUCAUUCGCGGCUGGUGCUGGGUUCCCUUGUCCCAACGGCAGCUGCACACUAAUGGGCUACAAUACAAGAGACGACUGUGCAGCAACCUGCCAGAACUAUUAUCUGAAAACUGGACCUGAACAUGACUAUGAACGCUGGAGAUACAAUGUCACCCUUCAGAUCACCGGUAGCGCAGUCCUCGGAUCUCUACAAGUCACUGUGUGUAAUCCAUCCAAUUGCUCGGAGAACUAUGAGAUAUACAGCGGGGUUAUUGCAGGCGGCAUAUACUCAAAGUUCAUUGAUGCCAGAAUUCCCGGUCCUGUCACUAACGUUACAUUUAUCUGGAAAACAUCAGCUAAUCUCUUGAAACAAAAGCUGGGAGCGCAAUCUGUGACCGUACAGGACGGAAAAGGAACAGUGUACAAGUUCUGUGGUAAUGCGAACACAACAGACAGCGUUCCUCAGACUCUCCACCAUUGUCCAUAAUCCUCUCAGGCAUCACUAUGCUCAGGGCGACAGUAAUAAAGUGAUA
Molecule: messenger RNA, 1210 nt
Organism: Pseudophryne corroboree (corroboree frog)
Lineage: Eukaryota; Metazoa; Chordata; Amphibia; Anura; Myobatrachidae
Product: pancreatic triacylglycerol lipase-like
Exons: 10
Coding region: 256-1164 (302 amino acids)
Biological process (GO): lipid catabolic process
Molecular function (GO): protein binding; lipase activity
Source: RefSeq, a predicted model, not a curated record